CAUUGGCUGAGGGUUUUAAUAAAUUUAUUUCUCGUUGGUUAGAUGGUUAUUGUUUGCUUUUUUAAACUCAGUUAGAACUCUGGAACCUAUUAUGGCUGCUGUUAUUGGAAUAGGUUUGCGUGGUUUGUGUGGCUUACGCCAAACUGUAGGUCGUCAAGUCGCUGUUGGGACAUGGCUCCACAGUCAAAAGCUAUCCACUUCACCUAUCUCAGGUCAGGCUACAGGAUCACCGAAGAUUUACGAGAUGCGCACGUACUACGUGAAACCUAAAGCUUUUGCUGAGUUCAUGCAGUUAACAUAUGAUUACAUACAUCUAAAGGCUGACAGUAAUUCAAAAUUGAAUGGCUACUGGACAAGUGAUAUUGGUGGGCUAAAUGAGGUCACACACAUUUGGGAAUAUGACAGCUACACAGAGAAGAUGGAGGCACAAAAAUCUCUUUUGCAAGAUGAAACCUGGGUCAAUAACUACAGAAAGAAAAUACUAAAGAUGUUGGUUAAGCAGGAUAACCUGGUGAUGAAUCCUUUCCCUUGGUUUGAUGUGAAACCACCACUUUCAAUAGGGGGUGUUUAUGAACUACGCAUGUAUGAUUUAAUCCUUGGAAAAAAAGAGCAGUGGGAACACAGGUUCAUUCAGGGAUUUUUUGAGAGAUGCAAGCUCUCUGAACCUGUUGGUGUCUGGUUUACAGAAUUUGGUCCUAUAAACAGAGUUGUCAUGUUGUGGCCCUACCAAAGCCUUGAUGAUCGUACUAAGAUACGUAAGGAAGCACAAGGACUUGAGGAAUGGGUUGAAGCAAUACGAGACUGCUCUUCCUUUUUAGCGAAAGGAGAUAACAAAGUUCUUGUUCCAACUGAGUUCUCUCCAUGGAAGUAACAGACAGGUCUAGCCUGAAGCUAAAAGCUGACGAAGGUAGAAAGUUGCCUGAAUGAAUGGUUCAGUAAAAAAAUUGUAUUGCAUGGUAACUCUUGGAUGGCGUACAAACUCCCAAGAAAAUAAAAGUCUUGACCGACUAGGAUAUUUUUGAAAA
Messenger RNA from Pocillopora verrucosa, 1025 nucleotides. RefSeq names its product protein NipSnap homolog. The record is from RefSeq and is a predicted model, not a curated record. Gene Ontology annotation, cellular component: mitochondrion. Lineage: Eukaryota; Metazoa; Cnidaria; Anthozoa; Scleractinia; Pocilloporidae.